Molecule: messenger RNA, 4939 nt
Organism: Aplysia californica (California sea hare)
Lineage: Eukaryota; Metazoa; Mollusca; Gastropoda; Aplysiida; Aplysiidae
Product: mitochondrial thiamine pyrophosphate carrier
Exons: 6
Coding region: 215-1180 (321 amino acids)
Biological process (GO): thiamine pyrophosphate transmembrane transport
Cellular component (GO): mitochondrial inner membrane
Molecular function (GO): thiamine transmembrane transporter activity
Source: RefSeq, a predicted model, not a curated record
UACUUUCUAUUUCAUUCGAUGUCUAUGUCGAUGUCUAAUGUCAACAUCAUCAUGGCAAACUAACGGACAACAGCAGUGUUUUCGAAGCUCCAAAUGCGAAUGAGACUCAUUGAGCUAAAUGAUGUUCAAGAUGUUGUGGACUGUGUCUAGAGGAAUGACAUAAUGAUUUCACGUAUUUCUUGGUGAAUGUGCCUGGUGAGUGUUGUGUUGUACUAUGGUGGGCUACAACCCACUGGAGAAGGUCCAGCUGUCCCACACAGAGCAUGCACUAGCCGGGGCAGUUACUGGGGCAGUGACCCGGGCGGGCUGUCAGCCCCUUGAUGUUCUCAAGAUAAGAUUUCAGCUACAGGUUGAGCCUUUAACGAAAAGUCAAAGUUCCAAGUACCAGGGAAUCACGCAGGCUGUGAGCAGUAUCGUCAAGGAGGAAGGGGUCAAGGCCUUGUGGAAAGGUCACAUCCCUGCACAAGUUCUCUCCAUUCUCUAUGGUGUAGUACAGUAUGCGUCCUUUGAGGUUCUCACUGAAGGUUGCUGGCAUGUCCUGCCAGCCUGGUACUGCACGAGGUACCGCUCCGUGAACCACACCAUCUGUGGCGGCAUUAGCGGAUGCUUAUCCAUGGCCUUUGUGCAUCCGGUGGAUGUGAUUCGCACCCGGUUCGUGGCUCAGGGAGAACCAAAGGUGUACAAAAGUGCUGCUGAUGCGUUUAGGGUCAUUGUGAGGACGGAGGGAGUGCGGGGUUUCUACCGGGGCUUCGUCCCGGCUAUGUCCCUCAUCGGCCCGCAGAUUGGCUUCCAGUUCGGCCUGUAUUCGCUGUUCACCGACCUGUGGCACAGGGCAAAGGGACUGUGGGGUGGAAGUCCACCAGAGUCCUUGGAAAGUCUGCUAUGCGGAACGGGGUCGGGAUUUUGCUCCAAACUUUUGGUCUAUCCACUGGACGUGGUCAAGAAACGUCUGCAGGUGCAGGGCUUUGAGGCAGCCCGCCGCCCGUUUGGUGCGGUGCGUCACUACAGCGGGAUGAUCAACUGUCUGGUCUGUGUGGUCAAGGAGGAAGGGCUGCGGGGUCUGUACAAGGGGCUCAGCCCCAGUCUCCUCAAGUCUGCCAGCGUCGCCGGCCUCAACUUCUGUCUGUACGAGCAGGUCCGCAACGCGCUUAUACGUUACCAUCUCAGUCAGAAUUCCUGACACGUCGUUGAGAGAUGAUAUUAUAUCAGAAAGGGCUGUAAAUAUGGUCGCUGUCGCGAGAGAGAUGUUAGAAGCUUCCUGUGUAGCGCUGUUUUACAUUGUCAUCAUCGUCAUCGCUUUUCUCAUCCUGGGUUAGACCGGUGUUCUGUGGUGUAGCGGUGAGGCAAUUCGUUGUUGCACCUAGGAGACCCAACUUCGAUUCCUGAGUGCAGGGAAUUUUAAUUUCGUAGCUCGGUCUUUCUGCUGGGAGGUUAUAAUAUAUCCCUUUCAGCCUGGCUGUCAGGGUCAGAAGCCUGCCAUCUAAAUGUGUGUUGGCCUGGAAAAAUUAACUGGAUGUCACUGAUUGCUGAAUAGAGCGAAAGCUGAAAAACCACACAAAGUUCAUUUAUCUUUUCAUGGAUUUGUCAAUGGGGGCCUAUAAUCAUUUACGUAAAAAGAAAAAAACAAAACCAAAAUAAAAAAACAACCUCCCCCCAAAUUUUCCCUUGGAUCAGGAUAUUGGCCACGGGUACUUACUUACUUUCCACUUUCCCUCGUCCUGGCCUCCUGCUGCACUGGGUCAGGAGAAAACAUUGGACAGGGUUCGUACAGGUCUUGGAAAACUGGAAAACUCUUGGAAUUUUGUUUUUAUUUUCCAAGACGUGGAAAACUCUUGGAACUUUGGGAAAUUGGCAAAAUUCUUGGAAAAACAAAUUUUUAACUAGAUCUAUUGUAGAAAUGUUUCCUCGAAGUUAAGAAGGCCUCGACUUCACAUAUAUUCUGAAGUGUACUGUAAUAUAUUUUUGCACGCCGAAAGAACAUUUUUCUUCCGAAAUGGCCCGUUAUUUGUCUUGGAAAAAAAAAAUCUGGUUUUGAAAACUCCUGUAGAAGUCUUGGAGAAAAAAAUCGACAGUUCAGUAUGAACCCUGAUUUGAGGUUUUUGCUUUUCUUGCCACAGCGACAGUUUGUGAGGUGAGCUGACAGACUGAGUUGUUUCUUCUCCAGUUUUUGCACUUUGGACACAGAUAGAUACGCCAAGUUUAUAGGUGGAGAUUGUACUGUGUAUUAGUAACAAUUGAUAAAAAAACAUGUUAAACUUGAAGAAAAUUGUAUCAGUUGAAAAUCUACAAAUUGGACCCCUGGGCUGAUGACUUCAUUUUUAGUGGAUUGUGAGAAGUAACUCAUUUUGUCAGACCACCUCACAUGGUGUGUAGUUUUGUUGGAAGGUUCUGUCCUCUAGAAAUGUUUGUUGUUGCUAUUUAUUUUGAUACAAUGCUCAUAGAUCUUUUUGUUGCCUUUUCUUGGAUGUUUUCAGUGAGUUUAAUGUUGUGUAUUUUGUUUGCUUGUACUUGUUAUAUUGGUUUGAUUUAGUUUUACUUAAAAAAAAUUGUGUGCAUCUUAUGUGUGCGUGUGUGUAUGAAAGAGAGAGAGGGAGAGUGAGAGAGAGCGAGAGAGAGACCCACACACAAAACAGAGAGAGAGAGAGUCUGAACCAUGGAUGAGAUGGGCAGAAACUGUUACCCAUCAUAGGUUUUAUGGUAGGCAGACUCAGUAUUGGCACAAAGCCUUGAGUACCGGGUUGGGGGGGGGGGGGGGAAGGGAGAACUGAUGGACAAAAGGGGAGAGAUGGGUGACACACAGCACGCAGAGCGUCUGACAUCAUCUAUCUCCAGUACUGGUACUGGCAGUAAAUGAAGUUUAGCGCCAGUUGUAGCCUACUAAAAUACCAGUGCUCUAUUUAUUUGCCAGUGCCACCCAUCAUUAGUUGUAACACUGUCUGUAACAAAUUUAUUAUUUAAAGUGUUGUGAGGAAAUAGGUGAAAAAGAUUGAAAGAGGAUAGAAGAACUUAUGAAUGCAUGUAGGUAGAUCCACAUUCCCGGUGAUUAUGUAGUCUUUUAAAAAAGUUUUUCCACCUGGACCGAAAUUGGUCAGAGGGGGUUACUUAAACUUUUCCUGUUCUGCGGCUUAUGUUUGCAGCCUGUACUUCUAAUGUGAGUUGUACAAUCAGGGGUGUAGCAGCCUGUCUCCCAAAUUAUCUUAAUUGUAUGGAUGGGGGUGUAAAACCGAUGCUGGAGAGGAUGGACGUGUAUAAAUGUUUUAAUGUUGUUUUUCUAGUUAGCUACACUUGCUUUGUUAAUUAUGAAACUUUUUUGUUUUGUUUUGCCAUAUCAAUGUUAUCACUCUCGUUGUCAGUAUGAUCGGAUGAGUGUGCAUAGAUCUAUGUUCACAGAAUGUUUUAACCUGCAGUAUUAUUGCUGACUUCAGCAAAAACAAAAUGUGAAAUGAGUUGAAUCUCUCGUCCUGUGAUCAGUUCACGGGUCCUCACUCUGUGAUGUGCUCACCAAGGACUUUGUGACAAAAAGUGAAAAACACUGAAGAAACUGGUGAUUUGGUUUAUUGAAUCAAACUGAAUCAAAAGCAGUAGAAAAUCUUUGAUGACUACGCAUUUUUUGGUUGUUGACAAGAUUAGUUGAACUUGUCCAAAAUGGCCACCCAUUGUCAAGGAUAAAAGUGGUUAUUUGUAGCUUACAGGUAAUUGUCUUAGACAGGUGGCCAUUAGAGAAGGCUGAACUGUAUUUUGAAGCAAGAAAGAUUAAAGAUUCCGUUAGUGUUACUGUUAGUGAUCAAAAGGGGAAAAAGCGAAUGGUCAAAUGUUGGAGAUAACCCAUUUUGUCACAAAGUCCUGCACAUGAUUAUACUCAAAGUAUAAAACUGCCAACUUCUGAUAAUCAACAUGCUGAUUGAUGACUCUCUUAAAACUAACGCUGGUGACAGUAGCCUAUGUCCCAAUCUUGUCUUUUCUUUCUGACUUGUGAUAUGUAAAGUUGUUGCUAUAAAUAUGUCUUUCUGGGACAUACAUGUUGUUUUUGUUAUGAAUGUCUUGUUGUGGUGCUGUUUUUAUAUAACUUGCUGAAAAUUAAUUUUUUAGUUUUAUUUCUGGAGGUGUUUGUAUUGUAUAGCACAGAUGACUUAAACUCGGUGAGAAUGCUCUGUAAAUAUUUAUUGGUUUUAGUUUGUGAUGAUUUAAGUACAGAUAUUAAUACACCUUGCUCUGAUAUAGUGCCCAUAGCAACUGAAUUCUGUUGAUUUUUACCGCAAAGCCUUGGCUCAUCAUAGUUGUGUCUUUUGAGACACAUAGGUCAAGGUCAGUCUCUUUUCUCAAACCACCGCUGGUUCAGAUUUUGCAUGAAAUGAGAAAUACACAGAAUAUGCACAUAAAUAUUUAUAGUCAGGAAAUUAUGAUGCAAAUUUUUUACACGAGCGUGGAAUUGUUUUUGAGUUGUGUGUAUUUAAGCUUGGAUUGCUCUGCUGUAUAUAUUUUUUGGGGUUUCAGGUUGAGAAUGUUGGAUGAAAGUUUUUGAGGGUUUGGCUGGGAUUUCCCGUAAAGCAAAAUGGGUAGACUCGUGUCCACCCCCUCACUUUGCUUAUACUAAGUUACAUUUGUAGAGGACAAGUACAACAGUGAGUGGCCAUGUGUUUCUGAUGCCUUUACUGACCACAAGCACUACUAGUACUCUGGGCCAACUCUCGUCUCCCCUAUCCAUUUAAAUCAGAAGACAAUUUUUUUUUUCGCGGUUUGAACACACCAUCGGUAUUUUUCGUCACAAUCUGUAAGGAGUAGAUGUAUCAUGUUGUCCUCACAAUUUGAAUGAGAAUAUGUAUUGUGUAUUUUAUUGCUAGUACUGUUACUGUUUCAUCAUAUUUUUUUAUAUUUUUGUCUGAGGGGAGGGAGAACGGGAUGUUGUUUUUACCUAGAAUAAAGUUGUGAAACUUGACAA